AUGCAGGAGUAUCUUCAGACCGUCAGUCCCAUCUUGGAGACGUGGGAGGCAAGGUACAUGGAGAUCCUGGAGGCAGCGGAGCAUCCCGAUGUGGAGCACCAAACCUUACAUGAACACUUGAUCCCCGUCUGCAGGCACUUCCGAGACGCCGUUGUCGCAGGCAAGGAGAUCGCAGGGUGCAUUGCAGACAUUGGCUCCGAGGUUGCUGAGAUCACCGCCAAAAAGGGUUUUCUAGGAAUCACAUCGCCGGUUGCGCGGUCCUUGGGCAUGGCUGUUGGUGCAUCCUUCGCCCUCGUAUCCCUCGCGGACUCCAUCAACGGCGCGCUUGCAUGCAAUGCCGGAGCAUCCGAGAUAGCGGAUCGGAUCGAUGCGGUGGCAGACAAGCUGGCCAUCGCCUUGUACCGCUUCCGUUCCUUCAUGAGCAGCCCCGUGCUGGACAACGCCAUCGACAUCCCGCAACUCAUGAGGAUUCGCCUCGGCCUGAAGUUGAGCAGGUCUUCCUACCUCAUCGGCGAUUGGCCCGAGGAAGUCGAAGGAUACUUUACGGUCAAACUCCCAGAUGGUCGAAUCGUCCGAUCUGCAGAGUUUGAGGUGAAGUUCCAUUCUGCAGAUGCAGACGACAUGGCAGUAGUAAGCCGGAACAUGGUCAUUCUUACACGGAUUAAGGAUCUUGACCUGGGCGCCCUGACCUGCUACAUUCAGGCCCGCGCUCGCACUGGAGGCCUUCGCAAGAUGAUGUUGGGAGACUCCGCCUUGUCUGAAGAAUGCAAGUUCGUGGGGCCUGGUCUACAUGAGCAUGCGUCGCAGUAUUCAGGCUACCGGUGCGCAAUCUCGACGCUGCCGCGCCAUGCGAGUCCAGGUCCUUGA
Molecule: messenger RNA, 867 nt
Organism: Symbiodinium natans
Lineage: Eukaryota; Dinophyceae; Suessiales; Symbiodiniaceae
Source: the annotation of a GenBank genome assembly